This is a messenger RNA of Centropristis striata (black sea bass), 2010 nucleotides long. It is a transcript of the gene aatf, whose product is annotated as apoptosis antagonizing transcription factor. Gene Ontology annotation, cellular component: nucleolus; nucleus. Gene Ontology annotation, biological process: regulation of transcription by RNA polymerase II. Lineage: Eukaryota; Metazoa; Chordata; Actinopteri; Perciformes; Serranidae. The transcript has a single exon. The record is from RefSeq and is a predicted model, not a curated record. Bases 93 to 1736 code for a protein of 547 amino acids.
UCGUCGCGUGUUACUGACGCAAUCACUUUGCGCACCGAGGCUCCGUCCAGGCUGCACUACAGCACACGUGUUGUUGUGAUAAACUUUGAGCCAUGGCAGGCUCCUUUUCUCAGGAGAUCCAGGAUCUGUUGAACCCUUUGCCUAAAUUCACCGAUCCGGAGGAUGACGGCGACGAGGCGACCAAAGCCAAAGUGAUCGAGACGUUCAACGAUGACGAUGAUGAAGACGAAGAUGGGGUCGGUAGCCUCAGCGCUCUGCGGAAGCACAACACAACUCUUCUGUCAGAAACUGACAAACGGUAUGUGGGGAAGACAGUGUCCCGGAAACAGCUGCUGAUGGACAUUGAGGGAUCUGGUGAUGAUGAGGAGGAGGAAGAUGAGGAGGAGGACGAGCUUGAUGAAGAAGAUGAUUCUUUGGGAGAUGAAGAGGCUGAGGAGGAGGAGGAGGAGGAUUUAGAAGAUGAUGAGGAAGAGGAGGAGUUGGUGGAUGAUGAUUCCAAACUGGCGUCUAAGUCAAAGGUCGCUGAUGUGACGUUUCCUCAGGGCAUGGACUUCCACAAACUGACAGAGGGCAUGGAUGACCUGGGAGUGAGUGAAGAUGAUGAUGAUGAUGAUGAUGAUGAUGUCAGUGGCGAGGAGAGCGAAGGCAGCGACGCAGACUCUGAUGAGAUGGAAGACGAAGAGGACGAGGGAACCGUCCACACGUUCUCUCAAGAGAAAGUGGACGAGGAGGUGGAGAAAGGGAAGUCCGUGAAGAACCAACUGGCCCUGUGGGACCAGCUGCUCGAGGGGCGCAUCAAGAUCCAGAAAGCUCUGGUGACCGCCAACCAGCUCCCGCAGCCGCAGACCUUCCCCGAGUUCAAGAAGAGGGGUGGAGCGGAGCUGGCGGGGGAGCUGAAGAACACCCACAAGGCUCUGAAAGCUCUGCAGAGAUCCCUGCUGGAGCUGCACGACCAGCUGCUGUGCCAGAAUGCAGAGACGAGGGCCGUCGCCAUGGGGACGCCAGAAGCUGAAGAUGAGGAGAUAAACAGCGAUGAGGGUGAAGAAGAAGAAGAGGCGUUCGUGCAGGAGGGUGGAGCACCGAAACGCAAACUGGAGAUGGCAGAGUAUCCGGAUUUCAUGGCCAAACGUUUCGCUGCGUUCCAGCCGUACCGUAACAACACGUUGCAGAAGUGGCACGACAAAACUAGACUGACGAUGGGCAAAAGCAGUAAGGGAUUCGGGGCUUUUGACAGAAACAUACUGACCCAGGUGGAGCAGGUGCUGAUGGACAACGAGAGGCUGGUGCGGCGCACACAGACCCGGCGCUCCGAGUACAGAGUCCUGGGCAAAAAAGAGGCCCCUGCCGUCCCCUCUGAGGCCUUCCCAACAGAAGGAGAGGACGUGGAACCACAGCUGAAAGCAAACACACAUCUCAAGGAUCUGGACGAGGAUAUAUUCGACGAUGACGAUUUCUACCACCAGCUGCUCAGAGAGCUGAUCGAGCGCAAGACAAGUGCGUCGGACCCCAACGACCAGGUGGCGAUGGGCAGGCAGUGGCUGGCCAUCCAGAAGCUGCGCAGCAAGAUCAAGAAGAAGGUCGACACAAAAGCCAGCAAGGGACGCAAAGUCAGGUUCCACGUCCACAGCAAGCUGGUCAACUUCAUGGCUCCCAUUGACCACAGCUCAGUGAGCGACGAGGCACGCAGCGAACUGUACCGCGGCCUCUUCGGGCAGAACUCUGCAGGCAGGGAGUGAUGGACGAGUUGAUGGAAAAGUGGAUGGAAUGAUGCUGAGCAGCAGUCGGUGCUGUGACAGAGACUGGGCCUGCUGUUUGUCAGGAGGACACAGAAUAUGGAUUCAUAGAGUUUUUCAUCAAUACCUUUUAUACUGAGAAACAUUUUCAGUAUGUGUUGUUGCCUAAUGAGCAAUUUGUAAAAAAAUAUACUAUAUAUGUUAUGGAAGACAAUUGAUGUAUAUUUUUCUGUCAACAAGUUUCAUAUGAUUCAAGUAAAGUGUGUACUUAAAGCUG